Messenger RNA from Priapulus caudatus, 663 nucleotides. Its product is annotated as neuropeptide-like protein 31. NCBI's taxonomy places the organism in Eukaryota, Metazoa, Priapulida, Priapulimorpha, Priapulimorphida, Priapulidae. The transcript has 3 exons. The record is from RefSeq and is a predicted model, not a curated record. The coding region runs from base 1 to 363 and encodes 120 amino acids.
AUGCAUGGAUCACUUAUCUUCCAGCACCUGCAGCUUCAGAACUACCCAACCAACAAAAAACCCAAAAUGAAGACCUACGUUGCAGUUCUCCUUGUUGUCGUGGCCAUGCUCGGCCUAGCUGCUGCCUCGUAUGGUGGCUACGGGGGAUACGGCUCAGGUCUUGGCCGUAGCUACGGAGGAUACGGCGGAUAUGGAGGAUACGGCGGAUACGGAGGCUAUGGUGGAUACGGCGGAUACGGACGUGGAUACGGAGGCUAUGGCGGAUACGGACGUGGCUACGGAGGAUAUGGCGGAUACGGACGUGGCUACGGAGGAUAUGGCGGAUACGGACGUGGCUCCGGAGGAUACGGAUACAGACACUAAACCAAGCUUGGCUUUGCUAUAUCCUGGCUAUAGGAUUUAUCGACGAACCUUUUUGCCCCUUCACGUCGGAUAACACGAAUUUAAUGCCUAGAUUCAUCCACAUGUUAAAUCAUGCCAAUGCUCUUCAGAUGACAAAUAUAAAAUUCCACUGAUGCAGUCUUGAAACUGCGCCAUCAUUCCGAGCCGGUCUAUAUACGCUAAGGUCUUGAGAUUGGCACGUAUAUUACGAGAAAUUGGAAACUUUCCGUGUGUAUAUAUAUAUAUAUAUAUGAAUUAAACAUAAAUCUUUGUUCAAUGACA